UCGGGGCCAUGCCCCGCGGGCGCCCCAAGGACCCGCAGCGCCCCCUGCCCGGCCCGGGGGGCGCGGGGGAAUGAGCCGGCGGCCCCGCGCCGCCGAGCCCUCGCCGCCCGCCCGGCGGCGGAACGAGACCCACGUUAAGGUGGACCGAGGGAAUCCCUUCUGGCGCAGGGGGCCGGCGGCGGACGGGCAGCGGGGAAGCAGGCGGCGGCGGUGGGCACCCAAAGUGCCCCGACACCCCCCUCCUCCGCCUCCCCUGCCGCCCGUCCGCGGCUGGCUCCCUGCGCGGCGCCGCCCUCCCCGCCGUGCUCCCUUAAGAGCUCUGUCUUUUACGGUGGCGCUGGAGGGUCAAAAAAAAGGGGGGUUAGUGGGGAGCGGAGCCCCCCGUCCCGGGCACGGCGACACUGGGGACCUGCGGGAGCGUGACGGCCACCCCUGGUGGACAGCCCUGGUGACGGAUCUUCGUUCUUCCCGUAAGCGCCCGGAGACAGUAGGGUGGGCAGCAGUGGUUGCUCCGUGCCCGCAUGCAGCCGUCCCAGUGCUGCCUCGGGGUUUGGAGGAGGGUCAGGUCCUCGCAGGAGAUCGGCUGCCGCCGGUCCCGCUGCGCCCCUCCUUCCCUCCGAGUGGCAGCGACAACCCACCCGCCCGCCGAGCGCUCGGGUGUCCCAGUGAGAUCCGGACCGCCUCUGAAAAUAGUGCCGGGAGAAGCAGCGGAUUCCCGGGCAGGGGGCAGGGGAGCCCGCCGGCGAAGUCUGGAUGCGGUGCCAGCCUUGCCCCGGGACAGCAAACCGUGAACGCGGGUGGGAGCCGCGUCCCAUCGCCGGCUGAAGUCGGGGGUAGCCAGAGAAGAUACGGGGAACAGCGGAAGGCCGAGGGCGGGCGGGGGGAGGGGGGGGCCGGGAUACCGCCAGGGCCGGGACCCCGGGAGCGGUCGGAGAAGCGAGCGGCGGUACCGGGAACGCGCCGGUAGCGAAGGAGAGAGCGCGGCGGCUGCCGCCAGCCAGGUCUGCUUUCCCUCUCACAAACGAGCCUCAAAGUUUGGAGAACUCUGUUUUCUUUUUAAAUAACCCGAUCUAACUUUUCUCCCUUUCCCCCCCCCCCUCCCCGCCCCCCGCCAAAUUUGAUAAAGCUCAGCAGUGUGGAAGUUAACGUUCUUACAUUGAAGUUAACGUUUUCCGCCAGCUAUUGAAUAACUGAAUAAUGUUUUGUUCUUACCUUUGAUGUUGAACUACGAAUGCCCGCGGAUCAAUGGCCAGAAAGUUAGAAGAAUUGGUGAUUUAGGACUUCAGUACUUCUGGAAAAAAAAAAUGCCAAUGGUUUAGCCAGGAUCUUCCCUGUCUGAUUCGUUACUAUUAUUAUAUCUGAUGAUGUGGAUGGAUGGAGAGACUCAAUCCAAGCCCAUUAAUGAGGUAUUUUAUAAACACCACCGUCUGAAGAUCUUCAUUUACAUUUUGUCAGUGAUCCUUUCCUUAACAGCGGAGACGUGUGGUGACAGCACGAUUACAGGACUUUAGUAAAGCUCCUAUAAGAGUACAACCGGCUUGUUAAUCGAUUAAUAUUUUAUUAAGUGUAAAUAUUUUAUAAAGUUUUUAGGAAAACUAUCGAUUGUAAAUUAUUGAACUAGUCAGAAGGGCAUUUGAAUAAUGCAUACAAUUAAAUACAUUUAAAUAUAUAUGUAGCGAUUGCUUCAUUUGCAAUGAAUCCCCUGUACCUUUCUUUUGCUUUCGUUUUUUUUCUCCACCGGCUGCUGGUUUCUCAUUUCGGCGUUCACUGGAUUAUCAGGAUUACCGAAUAUGUAUUUAGUCCGUAUUUAUAAACUGAAUAUUUACAUAAAAUACUCAGAGAAAAUAACUUUGAAAUCGGGAGCCGUAAUAAUUUGAAAAUUUUGACACGGAAGGAAAGGGGCUUGUUAGUGAAACCGAGGGAAACGUAACCGAGUUCGUAUAAAUGUUGUUUGUUAACUUCUGUUUUGUAAACAUCACUUAAUUUAUACGGAUUUUAUGAAGUAUGAUGCUUGUUUUUCUUCUACAGAUUUUUCCCAAUAAAAGACUUUUCUCUCUGUUUCGAAUUACAAA
This is a messenger RNA of Taeniopygia guttata (zebra finch), 2072 nucleotides long. Lineage: Eukaryota; Metazoa; Chordata; Aves; Passeriformes; Estrildidae. The record is from RefSeq and is a predicted model, not a curated record.